Lachancea fermentati is the source of this 4485-nucleotide messenger RNA. The record is from the annotation of a GenBank genome assembly. Lineage: Eukaryota; Fungi; Ascomycota; Saccharomycetes; Saccharomycetales; Saccharomycetaceae.
AUGAGUAAUGAGAGUAUAUCAUCUGGAAGCUCUUCUGUUCUUUCUCCAGAGUUAAUUCAUAUUCAGAUGAAUGCGUAUGACAGUUAUCAAACCAUCCCGGGAAUUCUAGAUAGAAUGGCUGGCGUGAGCUCCCCAACCCAACAGUUUACGCAAGUGCCCGUAAUUAGAGUCUACGGCUCUCUUCCAAGUGGGCAUAAUAUUCUAUGCCAUAUUCACGGCAUUUUUCCGUACAUAUUUGUUAGCUACGACGGACAGGAUAAUGAUAGUGUGGAUGAGAUCCAUGAGAGAAGUUCUCACCUCCAUUCCGUUUUAGAAAGAGCAGUGCGAAAUGCAUAUGGAUUUACGGAUAACAACUCAGAAGUGCCUGAUGAUGAGACUUCCGGUAAUCAUUAUAACAGUAAGAAUCCAGAGGGUGUUCAUUGCGACCACAACUUGAACUAUAUCGCUAACGUUUCUGUCGUCAAAGCAUUACCGUUUUAUGGAUAUCAUUGUAAGUGGGAGGCGUAUUACAAAGUGUCACUAUUAAAUCCUGCUUAUGUGACGAGAGUUGCUGAUAUGCUCAGAGAGGGUAAAAUUCUGGGACAAAAAGUUGAAACAUUCGAGUCUCACAUUCCGUAUUUACUUCAGUUUUGUACCGAUUAUAAUCUUUUUGGUUGUUCAUGGCUUAAAACUUCUGAAUGUUAUUUUCGAACGCCUUUAUUCGGUAGAAACAAUUCAUAUGAUCUUUCUGUGAGAACACCUGAGUUAGAUGGAUUUAUUGAACGUUUCAACAAUAACAACAGCAGGAGUCUGGGAAAUGACAUAACUCGAAUGGGUAACAGCAUGCUUGAAAUUGACGUGCUACCGCAGUUCAUAAGAAACAGAGAUAAUAUUGAAUUUAGAAAUAUUCAUACACGUUUGAUCGAAGAGGAAAAUACUGUUUAUUCAAACCAAAAUUUGUUCAUUCCAUCCACUAAAGAGCUUUGGAAUCAGAUAGAAGUUUUGAGGAACCAAUUCUCUCUUGGUCCUUAUGUUCAUCCUUCCGAAGAAGAUAGAUGUCAUGAUUCACAAUCUUGGCAUAAUCAGGAAGAACUUCUCGCCUUUCUAGAAAAGGCGAAGCAGAGAACUUCGUUCAAAGACAAAGAGGCAUUUGAUACCGAGGAAUUAUUUACCAUAUCUAAUCCUCUUCUCAAAAACGUUUGUACCACGAAAGAAGCUGUAGAGGAGCUAUGGCCAAGCGAGUUUAACGCACAAUCGUACAUUGAUAAUACAAUGAGUGAAAAAUAUAAGUCUUUCAUCAGCAGUUGCGAUUCUGGUGAGAGAGGAGACUAUAUACUCCAGUUAUCUGACAGCGAAAUUGAUGAUAGUCAGCCCACAGCAGAUAACCAGGGACAUGAAACCUCUGAUCUUGCUCAAAAGCGCUCUUUUCCUUCCAACAAUGAUUUAUCAAUGACGCAGACUAUGGCAACAAGAAGAAAAACCAAGAGAACUACUUUUUCUCAACAAACUUCACUAUCCAAGAGAAGAAAAAAGAUCAACUCUCUUUUUCGAGGGAUUGAGACGUCUCAUACCUCUUAUCAGUAUAAAGAAUUUUGCUUUGGAUAUGAAUCCAUUCUGCCUGAUCUAGAAUAUGAAGGAAUUCCAGCAGUUGAUUAUAUGGACCCACACUUUGGUGAUUCCCUGGACCUAAAAAGAAAAGAUUACGUAUACUCUGGUCAACGCUUUAAUUUAAAAUCUUUGCAAUUACCACAUCGUGCACCUGUAGAAUUUCGAGGCCAGCAAGUCACACUCCAAUGUAGUACAAUAAGUUGCAACCAUCCGUGCUCCUGGAAGUAUGCAGUUAACCCUCCAGCAUUCGAUCAUGUUAGUUCUACAUCGAUAAAAAAAAAAGAUCUCCGGUCCCAAAUCGACUUUAAAACUCCUUCGAAUGAAUUUGGUUAUAAGUAUAAAAGUAACAGCUCUUUGACUGGAAUGAAAUCAGAUGGUCACAACCGGCUAUCUCAUAUUUCGUUAGAAAUUCACGUAGACACCCGAGGAAUCUUACUUCCUGAUCCAAAAAAGGAUCCCGUUACACUAAUUUUUUGGGAAAUAGAACCUGAAACCUUUGGAAUUGAUAUAGGAAUUGCAAAGGAGGGCAUUUUAAGCUUUUCAGGCAAGGGGAAUGAUGCUGUGCGACAUCAAUUAAAUGAAGCUACCGGCGAGAUACCAGUUGCUCUUUACGAUACCGAACUAGAAAUGUUUGAAGGAUUGGUCGAAUUAAUCCAAAUACUGGACCCAGAUUUAAUUUCCGGUUUCGAAAUUCAUUCAAGUUCUUGGGGCUACAUUAUUGAAAGAUGUAAGUUCGUCUAUGAUUGUGAUUUUUGUGAUGAGAUUUCGCGAGUGCGAAGCAAACCAACUGAUAAACGGAAGGACCGUUGGGGAUAUAUGCACGCGUCAGGAAUUCAAAUACCUGGUCGGCAUGCUUUGAACAUUUGGCGACUUUUGAGGUCAGAUUUGAAUCUCCUAAAAUAUACGGUUGAGAAUAUAACUUUUCAAGUGCUACAUGAAAGACUACCACACUUAUCUCACGCAUCACUCACAAAAUUGUGGAAUUCGAAUACAGACAUAACAUCAAAAAUUACUGUGAUCAAUUAUUGGAGAAAGCGGGUCAGCUUAAACUUGGCUUUGCUUCAAAAGCGUGAAAUUAUAUCGCAAACGGUUGAGCAGGCACGCCUAUUAGGUAUUGAUUUUUACUCGGUAUUUUCAAGAGGCUCUCAAUAUAAGGUAGAAUCUAUACUGGUAAGGCUUUGCAAGUCUGAGUACUAUAUCUUAUCAUCACCCAGUAAAACACAGGUACGAAAACAAAAAGCCCUCGAGUGCAUCCCGCUUGUCAUGGAACCUGAGUCAUCAUUUUACAAAAGCCCUCUGAUAGUUCUGGAUUUCCAGUCGCUAUAUCCAUCAAUUAUGAUAGCAUACAACUAUUGCUACUCGACGUUAUUGGGAAGGGUUCAGGAGCUAAAACUCAAUAACAAUAGAGUUGGAACCACAAAGCUAAAUAUUCCUGGAAACUUACUGAAACUUCUUGAGGACGAUGUCACGGUAUCUCCAAACGGAGCGGUUUUUGUAAAGCAGAGAGUACGGAAAUCCAUGUUAGCUAAAAUGCUCACUGAUAUCCUAGAUACCAGAUUUAUGGUAAAGACAACUAUGAAUGCGAUCAAAGAUAAAAACGAGACAAUUUCCAGAAUAUUGAAUAACAAGCAGCUUGCCUUGAAACUUUUGGCAAAUGUCACUUAUGGUUAUACUUCUGCUUCAUUUUCGGGCCGAAUGCCCUGUUCUGAUGUUGCCGACAGUAUCGUUCAGACAGGAAGAGAAACCCUAGAGAAGGCCAUUGCAAUAAUCGAGGAAAACACAUACUGGGGAGCAAAGGUUGUUUAUGGUGACACGGAUAGUCUGUUUGUGUAUUUACCCGGAAAGUCUAGGGAGAAUGCGUUCAAAAUAGGAAGAGAAAUGGCUACUGAAAUCACGAAGUCAAACCCUUCGCCUGUUACAUUAAAGUUUGAAAAAGUGUAUCAUCCAUGCAUUUUAGUCAGCAAGAAACGCUAUGUCGGAUACUCCUUUGAUCAUGAAAGGCAACGUGCUUCAAAUUUUGAUGCUAAGGGCAUAGAAACUGUACGCCGAGAUGGUCAUCCUGCUCAACAGAAAAUUGUUGAGAAAGCACUUCGCAUUCUCUUCGACUCGCAGGAUCUCUCUGCAGUGAAAAGGUAUGUUCAAGAGCAGUUUCGAAAAAUUACCAGAGGUGAAGUCUCAAUUCAGGACUUCUGCUUUGCCCGAGAAGUUAAACUUGGAUCCUAUAAAAGUGACAAAACAGCUCCACCCAGUGCUGUCGUGGCGACCAAAAAAAAGGCAAAUGAUCACAGAGCAGAACCACAAUAUAGGGAAAGGGUCUCUUACGUAGUUGUAAAGGGCUACCCUGGACAAAUUUUGAGAGAAAGAUGCAUUCCUCCAGAGGAAUUCCUCUGUAAUGAAAAAUACGAACUUGAUUCUAACUAUUAUAUUCGCAAAACGUUGCUACCACCCCUUCAAAGAUUUUUUAAUCUACUGGGAGUGGACAUCUCUGAAUGGUAUUACUCAAUGCCUAAGGUUCGAGAACUUCUCAAUUAUCAGUCAAAAGAUGGUGGUCUCCCUGUCUUCAUGAGAUCUGUAACGUGCAUACAUUGUCGAAGAGAGAUUAAAGGCAAUUUGCAUGCCACCCUUUGCGAAAACUGCUGUCGAAACAAAAGAGACACAGUUUCCGAUCUCCUUCAAGAACAGUUAAAAAAACAGACAAAUUUAGGUAAAUGUCUCACAGUUUGUCGUGUUUGCUGUGAACCUUACACUCGAAAUUUGUUGGAUCGAAUGGAUAAGGUUGUCGAUCAAUGUGAUUCGCAAGAUUGUCCGGUAUACUAUUCGAGGGUCAAAUAUAAGAGCGCCUUGGUAAAUUACAGAUCACAAGUCGUAGCCAAGUCUCUAGAGGAACUGGAGUUUUGA